GACAAAAGUAGGCUCCUCUCUUCCAAUUUCUCAAACAGGGCGUGCAGAGUCCAAUGACGUCUUCCGUGCUUCCUCCAAUGCAACCGGAACUUGCUGUUCCGUUUCCAUCGCCGGGAGAUAGAGAAGCGCAAGAUAAGGGGGCACUUGCUUCCUUUAUCUCUCUUCCAGUGACGUCUGAUACUGGCGACGAGGUUCCCUUGCUCAGGAGACCGCCUUUUGCUAGCCGAAGGCGGAGGACGGUGAGCGAAUCCCAAAUCGCCUACCUCUCCGUAGCACCCACUCGACGCCGUUCUUUCAGCCGGGAAGUUGGUCACGCUGCCGCGGAGACCUAUCUUCUCACCCGGCUCACCGUCAUCCUCCUCCGUUAUCUAGGUGUAGGGUACCGCUGGAUCACAAAGUUUUUGGCUCUUGUUUGUUAUGCUAUUCUUCUUAUGCCUGGAUUUAUACAGGUUGGGUACUACUAUUUCUUCUCAAGUCAGGUCCGACGAAGCAUAAUUUAUGGUGACCAGCCAAGAAACCGGCUGGAUCUAUAUUUACCUACAGAUAUCAAUGGCUCAAAGCCAGUCGUGGCAUUUUUGACUGGAGGAGCUUGGAUCAUUGGUUAUAAAGCAUGGGGUUGUCUGCUGGGGAGGCGUUUGUCAGAAAGAGGAAUAAUUGUAGCAUGCAUAGAUUACAGAAAUUUUCCUCAAGGAACAAUUAGUGACAUGGUAAAAGAUGCUUCUGAAGGAAUAUCAUUUGUAUGCAAUAAUAUUGCUAGCUAUGGAGGCGAUCGGGACCGGAUCUAUUUAAUGGGACAGUCUGCGGGUGCACAUAUUGCCUCUUGUGCUCUGGUGCAUCAGGCAAUUAAGGAAUGUGAAGAAGGAGAUGACAUUAGUUGGAGUGUUUCUCAGUUGAAUGCGUACUUCGGUCUAUCUGGAGGGUACAAUAUGCUCAACUUAGUUGAUCAUUUCGAUAGGCGUGGCCUAUACCGCUCUAUUUUCCUCAGCAUAAUGGAAGGGGAGCAAUCCUUGCCGCAUUUUUCACCUGAAAUUGUUGUGAGGAACUUGAUUAACAGAUCGGAUGUUCCACCGCUGCCUCCCAUAAUACUGUUUCAUGGAAAAAGUGAUUAUUCUAUACCAUCAGAUGCUAGCACCACUUUUGCCGAAGCACUUCAAAGUAUAGGUGUUCAAGCCACAGUAGUUCUUUAUGACGGAAAAACGCACACGGAUUUAUUUCUUCAGGAUCCUUUGAGAGGUGGUAGAGAUGCGCUACUUGAAGACAUACUCUCUUACAUCCAUGUUGGUGAUGCUGCUUCUCUAGCUGAGGAUGCUGUUGCACCUCCUGCAAGACGUCUUGUUCCUGAAUUGAUGCUGCAAUUAGCUCGCAAAGUCAGCCCUUUUUAAAUCUCAACCGAAUUUUGAGAUUUUUCUACAAGACGAUGCGGCAUAUUUUUUUGUGGACUUGACAUACUAAGGUUGCUUUCAGGCGUUGUAAUUUCCAGAAGUCAACUGGUUUGCAUAACUUAAAUAGCUAACUCACUUCAUUUUGAUGAAUUGGUGUGAGCGAAGUACCAAAAAAGGAAUCAUCAGAGUUCUUCAGAAUUGACUAGGAUACAAGAGGGAUGUAGCACGCGAAUCACUAUUCUGCUCCCCUAACAAAAUGUUUUAUCAUAAAGUUAUCUAAAUCUGAUAUUUUGUAAUAUCUUAGCUUAUGAAUACCGGUUAAUUGGUAGCAUGCUUGCCAUCAUUAUAUUAAACUAUUUAAUUUUAAAUUAUUGUAACCAACUCCUUGUGCUGAAAGUGUCAAAUAUCAAGUC
Messenger RNA from Phalaenopsis equestris, 1795 nucleotides. RefSeq names its product probable isoprenylcysteine alpha-carbonyl methylesterase ICMEL1. The transcript has 12 exons. Bases 54 to 1382 code for a protein of 442 amino acids. The record is from RefSeq and is a predicted model, not a curated record. Lineage: Eukaryota; Viridiplantae; Streptophyta; Magnoliopsida; Asparagales; Orchidaceae.